AUGCGCGCCGACAUCUGUGAGCACGCCGCCGGUACCCUUCUGCCUAGGUUGGCAGCAGACAACAUCGACAUCCCUUCGCAGGAGCGCCCCGAGUUGACGAAAGACCGUGCUGCUCCGCAUCCUCAGCACGAUGCCUGUUACGCGAGGUUGGAGCAGCUACAGGCAGAACAGCUGUCGAGGAAGCGCAAGAUGGCAAUUCUUGAACGCACUGUUGCGUUCCUGUCGCAUGUGAUGGGCUACACACCUGAGCAGCCCGGGCUGGAGAGUCCUGAGGAGGUCGUUAAGUGUACGGAUACGCGGGUGUCGCUUGGUGCAAGGUUCAUGGGGGAAGGAGUGCAUUUUCCAGCGAUGGCGGGAACACUCCCGCAACCCGGUACUAUACCGCACGGGGUGAUUUCCAGACAGCAGCAUGUGGCUGCUCAAGGCAUCCCCAGUGUGCAGAAGGGCAUGGAGGCCGGACAGUCAAGGAACUUGGCAGCUGCCCACCACGAGAGCCCCAGAGAGGGAGGCGAUGAUGAGGACGUUGACUGGUCGAAUUAUACCGGGUUAUCCAUCGAGAAUUCAACUGGGAAGUGGGCGGCUAAGAUAUUGACAUGGGAAGGGGUGAAACGGCGGCAUCAUCGGCUCGGAGCGUAUACAACCCCCAGGGAGGCCGCCCAGGCGUUUGCCGCUGCUGCUUUUGUGCUGCGGCCCGGUGUGAAGAUGGAGAAAACCAUCCCCCUGACAGAUGCACAAAAGGGGUUGUUGAAGGGGUGCGACAAGGAUGCGGUGGCGAAGCUCGUGGGGGCGCGCAUGUGGUGGCGGUGGAGGAAGUGGGCGACGAUGGUGCAGGAACUGAAUGCCAAGAAGAAACGUGUGAGGAAGAGCACGUCAGCUAACACACGGGGAAAGAAGAGGCGCCCUAAUGUCAAGUCGGUGGGUGGAGGUGUUGUUGAAGCGGUGGGUAGUGAUGGUGGUGGAACUUUACAAACGAAGCAGGUACGUAAUGCUGGGCCCGACCUCAUGGAGAAAGAAGCGCAGUCUGUGGGUGCGAGCGGCAAGGAAGAUGAGGAUGACGGUGUUGAGGGCAAAGAGGGAGAUGAGGGCUCCGAGGGUGAUGCAGAAUACGUGUGCGAGGAGGAUGGUGACGAUGAUGGUACGGAGUAG
Closterium sp. NIES-65 is the source of this 1146-nucleotide messenger RNA. The record is from the annotation of a GenBank genome assembly. NCBI's taxonomy places the organism in Eukaryota, Viridiplantae, Streptophyta, Zygnematophyceae, Desmidiales, Closteriaceae.